GAUUCGUACUCCGUACAUUACUGGAUUCCUCCCCUCCUCACUGGCUCCCCUCCAGUUCAGUUCCCCGUCACCGAGAUCAUGUUGUCGUCGUCGCUGCGCUCGCUCUGCCACCGAGGGCCCUCAAUGGCCUCUCGGGCCUUCAGCACCUCUUCCGCCGCUUAUGCUGCCGAGGUUAAGUCGCUGGGCGUGAUUGGAGCUGGCCAGAUGGGACUAGGAAUUGCUCUGGUAGCUGCUCAGAAGGCCCAGGUUCCGGUGACUCUGAUCGACAACUCCCAAGCCUCCAUCGACAGGGGCCUCAAGUUUGCCGACAAGCUUCUCGAGAAGGAUGUCUCCAAGGAGCGACUCACCCGAGAGGCGGCCGACACUGCCCGGGCCCGCAUCACGCCCAGCCUGAAGAUGGAUGACCUCUCAUCCGUCGACUUCGUGAUCGAAGCCGUCCCCGAGAUCCCCGAUCUCAAGACCUCCAUCUUCACCCGACUCGCCCAGAUCGCCCCCAAACAUGCCAUUCUCGCCACCAACACCUCCUCCAUCUCCAUCACCAAGAUCGCCGCCGCCACGACCACCGACCCCACCGACCUCCAGGCCCCCUCGCGCGUCAUCUCCACCCAUUUCAUGAACCCCGUCCCCGUCCAAAAGGGCGUAGAGAUCAUCGCCGGCCUGCAGACCUCCAAGGCGACCAUCGACACGGCUAUCGCUUUCGUGCAGCGCAUGGGCAAGGUGGCGUCCGUCUCCGCCGACUCGCCGGGUUUCCUCGCCAAUCGCAUCCUCAUGCCCUACAUCAACGAAGCGAUCAUCUGUCUAGAGACGGGCGUCGGCGGUCGCGAGGAUAUUGACAAUAUCAUGAAGACUGGCACCAAUGUCCCCAUGGGCCCCCUGACCUUGGCCGAUUUCAUCGGUCUCGACACCUGUCUGGCGAUCAUGAAUGUCUUGCACCAGGAAACCGGGGAUAGCAAGUACCGGCCAUCAGGGCUGUUGAAGCGCAUGGUCGAUGCCGGCUGGCUGGGCAAGAAGUCCGGCAAGGGCUUCUACGACUACUGAUCGAAUGUCUAUGUAUACGCUGCGAUAUCCCUUGUUGUUGAUGACUUAGAGACUCCCUCGUGAAAUAUGACAAUGCAGAUUGGACCGGGGUAUAACACACUGCAUGAUACACACCCAUCUAGGCUACGUAGUCCACUUCUUUCUAGCAUGGUAAAGCCACAAUGAAUAUGACUUCAACAAUCUCCCCACAUUAUCCCACUCUCCGUCCCUUCCCAUCC
Aspergillus ibericus CBS 121593 is the source of this 1256-nucleotide messenger RNA. RefSeq names its product 3-hydroxyacyl-CoA dehydrogenase family protein. Gene Ontology annotation, molecular function: NAD+ binding; oxidoreductase activity, acting on the CH-OH group of donors, NAD or NADP as acceptor. The coding region runs from base 79 to 1038 and encodes 319 amino acids. Gene Ontology annotation, biological process: fatty acid metabolic process. The record is from RefSeq and is a predicted model, not a curated record. NCBI's taxonomy places the organism in Eukaryota, Fungi, Ascomycota, Eurotiomycetes, Eurotiales, Aspergillaceae. The transcript has 3 exons.